CCAAUCGCCCACAAACAAAAUUAAUCUUUCAAGAAUUUAUUAGCUCCCUACCCUUCCUUCAGGUCAUCCAAAUGUUCUAACUUUUGACAUAUUUUAAAGAUGAGUUUUGUUUAUAUAGAAACCUCCGCAAAGCAAUAAAAAUAUGGAAACUUGUUUAUACAUUAAUUUUCAGUCAGAGUUCAUUUAUAUACAUUUUCUUGUUUGCUAUACAAAAUAAACAAAAAUAUUAUAUAUUUGAAUCAAGUUUUACAUUUUUAUUUCUCGAUUGAACCCAAAAAUUUAAUAAAUGGUUUAGUCAGCACAGCUCAUUUAUGCAAAUAUGAAAUUGCGAUUUUGACCGCUUUUGGGUUUAAUGACAAAUUGUAUCAUUGUUGACCACACCAAUGACACCAAUAACAAUGGAAACUGAUAAUCUGGGAACCUACACAGAUGCUAGCAAUUUUGUAUUUUUCAGAGUUGCUGCUAUAAAAGCAUGGUCAAUGAUGCAAAUGGUCAACAGUGCUUCUUUGCAUCUCUUGGAAUAUCAUCUUCAUUACACUUUCAACCAAAAAAUAAAAACACGUUAAAAUGUUCAAGCUUAUCUUGGUUGCAACCCUAUUGGGACUAGCUGCUGCUGUUGACGAUGAGAGAGGUGCUGAAAUUCGCAGUCUUACCAACGACCCCUCAGACGCUGAUGGCAACUUUGCCUAUGCUUUUGAUACUACCAAUGGAAUUGCUGUCCAGGAGAGUGGAAACAUUGCUGGAGUAAAUGGAGCUGCCCAAUGGGUGUCACCCGAAGGUGUCCCAGUUCAAUUGACCUACACAGCUGAUGAAAACGGAUACCAUCCAGUUGGUGAUCAUUUGCCAACCCCACCACCAAUCCCAGAAGCUAUCCUUAGGGCUAUUGAAUACAUUAGGACUCAUCCACCAAAGGAGGAAAAUCAAUAUCAACCUCCUCAGUCCCCACUUAGAGGAUAGAUCUACAUAAUUCCCAUUUGAUCUUCUGACUUCAUUCAUUUUUAUUAUUAUUUAUUUUGUCUUUGUGUUUUUUUUACUUUUUUUUUCAAGG
This is a messenger RNA of Episyrphus balteatus (marmalade hoverfly), 1048 nucleotides long. Its product is annotated as pupal cuticle protein Edg-78E-like. Gene Ontology annotation, molecular function: structural constituent of chitin-based larval cuticle. The transcript has 2 exons. Gene Ontology annotation, cellular component: chitin-based extracellular matrix. The record is from RefSeq and is a predicted model, not a curated record. NCBI's taxonomy places the organism in Eukaryota, Metazoa, Arthropoda, Insecta, Diptera, Syrphidae. Bases 568 to 957 code for a protein of 129 amino acids.